Molecule: messenger RNA, 3147 nt
Organism: Fusarium sp. VM40
Lineage: Eukaryota; Fungi; Ascomycota; Sordariomycetes; Hypocreales; Nectriaceae
Source: the annotation of a GenBank genome assembly
AUGCCUUCGGAUAUCCGGUCCUUCUUUGGACCUAAGGGUGGUGGCAGUGCCCCAAAACCUGCCCCAAGAAAAGCCGAGGAGCUGGCCAAGAGCAAGCGUACAAAAGGAAGAAAAGUAAUCGAAGACAGCGAGGACGACGAGGACGAAGUAGUGGAAGUACAAAAAACAACGGCCAAACCAGCCCCCAAGCGAAAAGUCAUAGACGACGAACCUAAGGGCGUGGCUAUUUCAGCAGACGAUUACUUCUCCUCGAGCAAGACCAGCAAACCUACGAGUUCGGCAACACCGAAGAAGCCUGCAGUCAAAACCGAAGUUCCGGUUCGAUCGAGUCCCCGAGAGAAAACGACCGCCACGAAGCCUGCAGCACCAGCAAAGAACGGCAAAGCACCCGCUACACGAAAAGCCACAGCUUCCUACUCCAAAACUGCAGCUGACCAGGACUCUGAUGCGUAUAUGGAAGAUGGAGACGAGGAUGACGCAGAUAUCUUCGCAGCCGACGCCAAGGGUCGAUCCAAGCGCAAGACUGAUGAUUAUGAAGAGGAUGAGUCUGAGGAAGAAGACCUCCCUAAGCCCAAACGAUUAGCUACUAGAGGCCGUCCAUCGACUGUCAAGAAAGAAGAAGAAGACGCUGUGAAGCGCGUAGCCGUGAGCAAGAAGAGAAAAUCUCUUCCUGAAGACUCGGAAGAAUCUGAAGAAGAGGCACCACGCAAGAAGGCGGCUACUGCCAAACCUAAGGCACCGGCCAAACCUCGAGCUCCACGAGCAAAGAAGGACGACGAACCGGAAGAUGAGGAAAUCAAGGAUAUCCUUGACAGUGUUGCUACUGUUCGAGCACCCACGCCUCCGCCAAAGGACCCUGAUGCCAAGUUCGACUGGCGAAAGAAAGCUUCCGGAGGUGGCAAUGCAUCUGCUCAACCAGCUGCAAGCUCGGUCGAUCUCCCCGAAGGCGAAGAAGAAUGCCUGACUGGCCUCAGCUUUGUCUUCACGGGUGUCUUACAAACCAUCAGCCGUGACGACGGACAGGCCCUGGUCAAAAGAUAUGGCGGCAAAGUUGUUGGUCAGCCAAGCAGCAAGACAAGCUUUGUAGUUCUUGGAGAGGACGCUGGCCCGAGCAAGCUGGCAAAAAUUAGGUCUCAUGGCAUCAAGACAAUUGAUGAAAACGGACUUUUCGACUUGAUCCGUAAGCUUCCUGCAUUUGGGGGCGGCGGCAAAGGGGCUCAGAAGGCCCAAGAGAAGAAAAAGGCCGACGAAGACAAGGUGAAGAAGCAGGUUGCAGAGAUGGAAGCCGAAGAGAAGGCUCGAAAGGCAGAGGCUGCUCAGGCUGCCAAGAAGGCAGCUGCUGCAGGAGGACCACCAGCAAAGGCCGCCGCGCCCCCCCCUGUGCAGCUGUUGACAUCGAAGUAUGCUCCCACGCAGCUCAGCCAUAUUUGCGGCAACAAGGCGCAAGUCGAAAAAAUCCAGGCUUGGCUCAGGAACUGGCCAAAAUCGAAGAAGUAUAACUUCCAGCGACGAGGUGCUGAUGGAAUGGGUGGUGAGCGCGCCAUCAUUGUUUCUGGCCCUCCUGGAAUUGGAAAGACGACAGCUGCUCACCUAGCUGCAACGCUAGAGGGGUACGAUGUUUUGGAGAGUAACGCCAGUGACAGCCGAAGCAAGAAGCUUGUUGAAAAUGGAGUGAGUGAUGUGAUGAACAAUACAUCGCUCCUCGGAUAUUUCGCUGGCGACGGCAAGGAUGUCGACGUGACCAAGAAAAAGAUUGUUCUUAUCAUGGACGAGGUCGACGGUAUGUCUGCAGGUGAUCGAGGUGGUGUUGGUGCCUUGGCAAAAUUUUGUAAGAAGACGGAGAUCCCCCUGAUCCUCAUCUGCAACGAGCGCAAGUUGCCCAAGAUGAAGCCUUUCGACCAUGUGGCAUUCGAUAUUCGAUUUAACCGUCCGACUGUGGACCAAGUCCGAUCCCGCAUUAUGACUAUCUGCCAUAGAGAAGGCCUCAAGCUCCCACCUGCAGUAGUGGACGCUCUCAUCGAGGGAAGCAACAAGGAUAUCCGUCAAAUCAUCAACAUGAUCUCUACUGCGAAACUGGACCAGACAAGUAUGGAUUUCGAUCAGUCCAAGUCCAUGUCGAAGGCUUGGGAAAAGCAUGUCAUCCUCAAGCCAUGGGACAUUUGCCAAAAGAUGCUAGCUGGUGGGCUUUUCGCACCUGCGAGUAAGUCGACAUUGAAUGAAAAGAUCGAGCUUUACUUCAACGACCACGAAUUCAGUUACCUCAUGAUUCAGGAGAAUUAUCUUCGAACAAAGCCUAUGGCUCUCAACGGAAAGGGGUAUACCCAGCGCGAGCACAACCUCAAGGCUCUGGAGCUGUUUGAUAACGCAGCAGAGAGCAUCAGCGAUGGAGAUUUAGUCGACCGCAUGAUUCAUGGACCUCAACAGCAAUGGAGUCUGAUGCCCACACAUGCCAUCUUCAGUACAGUCCGCCCUGCCAGCUUCAUUGCGGGUCAGCUUAUGGGUACCAACUUCACAUCAUGGCUCGGCAACAACAGCAAGUUUGGCAGACUUGGUAGAUCCAUUCGUGAAGUUCAUUCUCACAUGCGCCUCAGGACCUCUGGUGACCAUAACGAGAUCCGCCAGCAGUACAUGCCUGUCCUGUGGUCUCAGCUUGUCAAUCGCCUACAAAAUGAGGGUAAUGAUGCAGUAGGAGGGGUCAUUGAUCUUAUGGACAGCUACUUCAUGACCCGAGAAGAUUUCGACGCUAUCCAAGAACUUGGCGUGGGACCAAUGGACGAGGAACUGGUCAAAAUCGAGACAAAGACCAAGGCUGCAUUCACCCGAACGUACAAUGCAAUGAGCCACCCGAUCCCUUUCAUGAAGGCCAGCAACGUUGUCGCUCCCAAAGCUCAGCCCAAGGAGGUCCCUGAUCUUGAGGAAGCCGUCGAAGACGAUGAAGCCGAGGCCGUCGAGGCACCCGAAGUCGAAGAGGAUGAUGACGAGAUCGAUUUCAAGAAGGACAAGUACAUCAAGAAACCAAAGGCUAAGAAGGCUACCAAGAAGACCACGAAAACUGCCGCUGCCGACGAUGAUGAGGAAGAGGACAAGCCAAAGCGAGGUCGAGCUAAGCCUAAAGCUACAGGCACCAAGGCUAAGGGGAAGAAGUAA